This is a messenger RNA of Rotaria socialis, 1713 nucleotides long. Lineage: Eukaryota; Metazoa; Rotifera; Eurotatoria; Philodinida; Philodinidae. The record is from the annotation of a GenBank genome assembly.
AUGGUCAAUAUGCAAUUAGCUAUGUAUCAAAUGUUAACGAAUUUCGCAUCAAAUUCAACUCCGCGAGAAGAUUCAUCAUUACGAUUUCGUUCCCUCAGUGAUCAUCAAUCACCAAUAAUAAAUCAUCAAAAGCCAAUUAAACGUCUUUGUCACAAACGACCACGAUUGGUGAAAACUAAUAAUCGGACUAGUAGUGGAACAACAACUGCAGCAGCAAGUAACUUGAAUAUGCCAACAACGUCGUCACCCGUUGGUUUCAAUGGAAAUUACAACGAUGAAAGUUAUGAAGAACUUGAACAUCGACCUCUUACACGAGAAAUAAUGGCUACAUAUUUGUCAACACGUCGUCAUCGUACAGUAACCGUACAUCAUGCUAAAGUAGCACAAAAAUCAUAUGGAAAUGAAAAACGAUUUUUUUGUCCACCACCUUGUGUUUAUUUAUCUGGCGAUGGUUGGAAUCAUGAUUUUGAACAAGAUAAUUUAUGUACGAUGAUUGGCAUUGGUGAGCCUUUAUAUCUUAAUGAUAAUAAUGGUUCACCAUCCGGUAACAUUACACAAUCAAGUGAAAUGCAACAUUUACCAUUUGACAAUGGAAAACGAUUUGGUGCAGCAAAAACACUCUUUAUUUCCGAUUCAGAUAAACGAAAACAUAUAAAUUUAAAUGUAAAAAUGAUGUAUACAGCUGAUUUUCGUGAUAGUCCAUACAUUGGAAUGUUUGAAAGUCGAAAAAUAAAAGUUAUAUCGAAGCCAUCGAAGAAAAAACAAUCGGUUAAAAAUGCUGAAUCAGUAUGUAUUCAAUCGGGCACGAAAAUUGCAUUAUUUAAUCGUCUACGAAGUCAAAAUGUUAGUACAAGAUUUUUACAUGUCGAUGAAAGAAAUCAAUUUGAAGCAAGUUCACAUGAAUGGGGAUCGUUUUAUAUACAUUUAGUGGAUAACGAAGAACCAUGCAUGGAAUCAGUUACGUUUUCAGUUAAGGAAGGUUUUGUUCAAUAUGGUUCAACAGUGAAACUUGUAUGUUCAGUGACAAAUCAAUCGUUACCCUACAUGGUUAUUCGAAAAGUAGAUAAAAAUCGAGUAUUAUUAGAUUCGGAUGAACCUGUAUCUCAAUUACAUAAAUGUGCAUUUGAAUUCAAAAAUGGACCAUCAUCAUCGUCGAGUAUAGUUUAUCUAUGUUUAACCGGUGAGCGCAUUGUUGGCAUUGCAGGUAAACCAUGUCCGAAUGAGCGUUUUCGUGUUGAUAUUAAUGAUUCAGCCUGUUGGACAAUCAUAUCCACUGAUAAAGCGGAGUAUACAUGGUUUGAAGCAUGUGGUCCCGUAUCUCAUCCUAUUACACCAGUUCCGGUUGCUCGACAUAUUGUUGUUGACGGUGGUGGUACAGCUGCAACUAUUGAAUUAACAGGUGAAAAUUUUGCACCGGGCUUAUCAGUAUGGUUUGGAGAAACUGAAUCUCCAUGUACAGAUUAUCGAUCCACACAAACCAUUGUUGCUGAAGUUCCUCAAUUUUCAUCAGUAAUGCCAAAUAUGCCAUGGAUUCAACGUCCUAUAUCAACUCCUAUUUCACUUGUACGUCGUGAUGGCGUUGUUUAUUUAACACCAUUAAUGUUCACAUAUACACCACAGCCAGCACCUCCUCGAAAAAAUACUCCAUCACCACCUGCUGUUCUUUCUGUCACAUCAGAGAAUAAUUUUUGUGAAUCAGAAAUAUUAAUAUGA